Messenger RNA from Cyprinodon tularosa, 7967 nucleotides. It is a transcript of the gene pde4dip, whose product is annotated as phosphodiesterase 4D interacting protein. The record is from RefSeq and is a predicted model, not a curated record. Gene Ontology annotation, molecular function: zinc ion binding. NCBI's taxonomy places the organism in Eukaryota, Metazoa, Chordata, Actinopteri, Cyprinodontiformes, Cyprinodontidae. The coding region runs from base 548 to 7063 and encodes 2171 amino acids. The transcript has 37 exons. Gene Ontology annotation, cellular component: nucleus; microtubule organizing center.
AUCUUAGUGCUCUUCCUCUCCGGCCGCAGCUGGUUCUGCCGUUAACCGCGUCCGGAGACCAGACCGGUACCCGGACUUUUUACCAUCCCAGCCGCGUAGAGAAGAGAGCAGGAUCCGCUGCUGCGGGGGAAAUAUCGGGCAGAAGGAGGGAGAGGAGAAGCGAUGGAGAUUUAAGGAGGCAGAGACGGAGCGAAGCUGGACUCAUCCUGAGGAAAAAAUAUAUAUAUGUGGAACAUUUGGUUAGGGAGGGGCGAAUCACAGUCUAUGAUGAGAGCCUCACACCCGCCCCGCGGGGAGAUCUGCGUGAUGAAAUCAUGCUGAUCGCGUUGUUUCGGUCCUGUCUGCGUGAACCGGCGAGAUUUGGUUUCCUGCAUCAGGAAAAGGACAUCAGCUGUUUUAUCUGCAUCAUCAAUCAGUCUGGGAGGAUCUGAGCAUAUUUAAAGCAGACUGAAGUUUCCUCAAUGGAUUAGAUAGAAACAUCAGACCUUCUUCAAUCUCAUAAUUCACAUCCAAAGUUUCUCCAUCCAUCCCUCCUGAGCCUUCUGUGAUGCUGGACGUGGUGAAGAUGAAGGAGGCCUGCAGGAUCUGUGCCCGGGAGCUCUGUGGGAACCAGAGGCGCUGGAUUUUCCACCCUGGAGCCAAACUCAGCCUGCAGGUGCUGCUGUCUCAUGUCCUGGGCCACGAGCUGAGCCGAGAUGGCCGCAGGGAGUUCGCCUGCUCCAAGUGCACCUUCAUGCUGGAGCGGAUGUACCGCUUCGAUACUGUGAUCGCCCGGGUGGAGGCGCUGUCCCUGGAGCGCCUGCACAAGCUGUUGUUGGAGAAGGAGCGGCUGCGGCAGUGCAUUGGCGGUCUGUACCGUAGGAACAACCCCGAGGAGAGCAGCAUGGACCGUCCAGAGGACACCUCAGUGGAUGAUCUGUCAGCCCUGCAUGAGGUCAGCUACUCAGACCUGAUCCAGGAGGAUCUGGUGUUCUCCAUCUACGAGUCCUGGGCAGAUAAAGAGGACCCUGCGCUGGACCAGCAGCUCCACCAGUGCACCGGAGCAGAUGCUGGGCAGAAGCCCAGGAGAUGCAGGGGCUGCGCCGCACUCCGGGUGGCAGACUCUGACUAUGAGGCCGUUUGUAAGGUGCCCAGGAGAAUUGGACGCAGAAGCACCUCGUGUGGCCCGUCUACCCGCUACUCAGGGGCCAGCGUCGGGGUGGAGGAUCUGACCAGAGCUGCUGCAGCCUCUGAGGCAGCAACUGUCCUGUGUGAUCCUCCUGCUGUGACAGAGGCUGAUAAAAGGAGCCCCAGUCCCACCUCUUCUGAGGAGUCUCUAGAAAUCCCCAAAAUCCAGGAGGAAACUGAAUCCAAGGAGGCGUCUAUGAGAAGAAAACCCAGAAGCGAGGGCUCCUCCGCUGGGCUGGAGAUGCUUCUGAGCCUCCUGAGGGGCUGGCAACAUCAGCCGCUUAGACCCCCCCAGGGCAGCAAGCUCCCAGUGCUUGUGAAAGCCAAACUGGAGCAGAAUCAGUCCAUCCCAGCGCGGUCGCCUUGCGGUGGAGGAGCAGGCCCCUGCGAGCCGUACCCCCAUCCGGCUAUCCCAGAGGUGGUGGUCCUCUGUCCAGAGCAGGAGCUGCAGGUGGAGCUGGAAGAGAUGGAGGAGCAGUGGCUAGAUGACUACAUCCGGUGUGGCCCGUUCCGCUUCCAGCAGCGGCUGAUUGAUGAGCAGCAGGGUCGGCUCAGUCGGUACGAGAAUGCAGCAGGUCAGUGUGUAGGAGAGCUGCAGCAGGCCCAGAACAAGGUCCGGUCUCUGCAGGUGAAGAUCAAAGAGAGCGAGACGCGGAACCAGAAGCUGCAGGAGCGUCUGGCUGAGAUGGAGCUGCAGCUGCGUUGCGCUCAGGAGUUGGCCCGGCAACAGGAGAGAAACAUCCAAAACCUGACUGACAGCGUGAACUCCAAGGAGACGGAGGUUUCUGAACUUGGCCUGGUGAUCGAGGAGCAGAAGAAGAUGCUGUGUUCCCUCAGGGAGCUGGCCAACCGCAGCCACAUGCAGCCGUCCGGUACCCAAGCCGCUCCGGGUCAGGCGGAGAUCCUGGCUAUUCAGGCGUCCCUGUUCCAGGCCCAGCUGGAGCUGCAGGCCGGUCAACGGGCCCAGCGGCAGGCGGCCCGUACCCAGGAGGACCAGAACCGAGCCCUAGACAGGCUAGAGAGAGACCUGCAGGUGGCGCUGCAGCACAGGAGGGAGACAGAGAGACACAGCCAGGAGCUGCAGCUGGCUCUGCAGAAGGUUCGCUCAGCUCUGCAGGAGAAGGACGAGCAGCUGAAAGAGAGCGAGCAUGAGAGACUGAGGGAAAAGGAGGAGAGGGAGCGGACCGCUGGAGAGCUGAGGACCUUCCUGCAGAUCAAAGAACAGCUGGUGGAGGAAUAUGCAGAGAUGCUGAAGGAACCCAAGCAGAACAGAGACUCUGUCCUUCAGAAGCUCCGUCAGCGAAUCACAGAGAGAGACCGAGCGUUGGAGCGAGCUGUUGACGAGAAGUUUCGCUCCAUGGAGGAAAGAGGGGAGGAGGCCCGUCGACUGCAGCUGCUGCUCCGAGAGAAGGAGCGUGAUUUGGAGAGGCAGCGCUCCGUCCUGGACAACAACCAGGAGACCAUCGCCAGCCUGGAGGCGCUGCUGAGAGGGAAGGCUCUGCAGCUGGAGCAGGUGUCCAACGCUUGGAGAAACGUCCAGACGCAGCAGCAGGAUGCAGAGGACAUGCAGAGACAAAUCCUGAGAGAAAGAGACGGCAUCAUUGAUCAGCUGCAGGCGGCACUGCUCGCUCGCACACAGGAGGUUCAGGAUCUGCGCUGCUCCUUACUGCCUCAGGUUCAUUCUGCUCCUGGUCACGUUGUGGAAGAGCUUAAGGUCCGCCUACAGCUGAAAGACCAACUCUUCCAGGAAGUGAUGUCUGACCGGACCCGUCAGGCCCGGGAGCACGAGGAGCAGGUCCAGGACCUGCUCAGAACCAUGAGCAGCAGGGACCAGUACCUUCAGGACUCAGCGGGCCGACUCAGCGAGGUUCUGAAUGAGCAGGCAUCCAGGGUCCAGGAGCUACGCCAGCAGCUGAGCUCAGGUUCUGGAUCAAAGCCUGAGGCGGCACCAGACCUGGCUUUGGAGGUCCAAGCCUUACAGGAGGAGCUGCGUCUGGCUCUGAUGAGGGAGAAGGAGAACGAGGAGGAGAGGAGGAGCCAGGCUGGGCGGCUGGACGCGCUGAGCAGGAGUCUGACUGUGAAGGAGGAGAUGGUCAGGGAUGUUCAGAGGCAGCUGGUGGAUCCUUCUGACCGCCCUCUGGUGGAGAGCCUCACCCAGGAGGUCCAGGAGCUGAGGGAGAUGCUGCUCCAGCAGGACACCCCUCAGCCCGACGACAGGCUGCCUGAGUUUGGAGAGCUGAGCUGUGGUGAUGAAGAUGAGGCAGAUGAAGAUCUGAAGAGCGAGUUCACGGAGAGUGUUGAGGAUGAGUCUGGUACCGAGGCCCGGCUGGACGGUGAGGGUCUGAUGGAGGUCCAGCAGCUGGUGGAGCACAAACGGGUUCUGGAGAGAGAGCUGGUGGAGCUGAGAGGUCAGCUAGAGAAAGCUGGCUUCUCCUCACUAUCCCAGAUGAGGAGAGCCUUCUUCAGCCUGCGAGCAGAGAACGAAGAUCUGAAGCUGCAGCUGGCUGAAGGACCGCGGGCCGACAGAAGGCGGGCCGAGGAGGAGAAGCUGGAUGUGACAGUGGAGGAGGAAGAGGAGAGCUCUGGGAUGUGGGACAUCUGGGAUGGAGAUCUUUCUACAUCUGAAGCUGGGAUUCAGAACCAUGAGGACCAGAAGAUGGAGGACAGAGCAAAGACCUGCUCCUCACAGGCCGGUGGACAGCAGGACGCUUCGUCCUCAGCGCUCAGCCAGAAGACGGUUCUGCUUCAGCUCAGGAGCCGAGAGCUGCAGGAGCGGCUGAUGGUGUCAGAGGCCACGGUGCAGGCCCAGGCCGAGCAGCUGAAGGACUAUAGAGAGCUUCUGACAGAGACAGCCGUGCAGCAGGACAGUAAGCAGAUCCAGGUGGACCUGCAGGACCUGGGCUACGAGACCUGCGGCCGCAGCGAGAACGAGGCAGAGAGAGAAGGAGCCAGCAGCCCAGAGUUCGAUGACCUGGAGAUGUGCACGUCUCUGGACUGCGGCUCCCAGUGGUGGCCAGCCAGCAGCAGCGGAUCCACUGCCUACGGAGACGACGUGUCGUCCCUCCAGCGCCUGGUCCAGGACCUCCGCUCCCAGCUGUCCCGCUCCCAGGCAGUGAUCCGUGGGCUUCAGAGCCGCCUCCGCUCCAUGUCCACCUCCAGCGACUUCCCUCCACAGACCCCGCUGAGCGGAGCGGAGGAGGAUGAGGGCUGGCAGUCUUCUGAUGGAGGAGGGCUGGCCUCACAGCGCCACCAAGACAAGGACCUCCAGGAGCUUACAUUCAGAGUGGACGCUCUGGAGGACCAGCUGAGGAAAGGAGGCAAGAAGAAGGAGGAAGGAAGCUCUGCAAACUGGCCGGGUAAAUUCGACUCGCUGAUCAGAUCCCAGGCCAGAGAGCUGUCCCACCUCCGCCAGCGGCUCCGUGAAGGGCGGGGCGUCUGCAGCCUGCUCACCCAGCACUUAGGGGACACCACCAAGGCCUUUGAGGAGCUGCUGAGGGCCAACGACAUCGACUACUACAUGGGCCAGAGCUUCAGGGAGCAGCUGGCUCAGAGCAGCGCUCUGGCCCAGCGGGUCAGCGCCGGGAUCAGUGGAAGAGACCAAUCUGAGGAUCCGGAUGAGAAGACGGAGCUGCUCGCCAUCCGGCUCAGUAAAGAACUGCAACAGAAGGACAAAGUCAUCGAGUCUCUACGAGCCAAACUCAACCAGCAGCUGUAUCAUCAUCGCCCUGACACACCCAGCAGCAGCCACGCCCUCUCUGACAUCACCGACCAAUCAGAUCGCAUCUCCUAUGUGUCUGACGAGCACGGAUCCAACAACGACGACCUGGAGUUGUGCUCUGACCCAGGUGCUGCCAGUGAGCUUGGACUGGAGGAAACCAGGAAUUCUAUCAGGAUCAGCACAGCCUCUAAGGACGGCGCCCUGCCACGCCGCCUGUCUGUCCCUUCAUCCAUCUCCUCCCAUGGCGCCCAGUCCUGCCUCAGCUGUCCCAGCAUGCAUCUGACCGGCUCACCACACAAACCUGCAGACCUGCAGAGUCGCUCAGCUCCCUGUCACCCUCUCCCUUCUUCCUCCCUCCUGAAGCAGCGCAUCCCCUCCCCUCUCCAUGCUCCUCCGAUGAAGCUGCAGCCUCAGAGGGGCGGAGGGGCGGGCUUCUCUCUGGCUGAGGUCCGCCAGGAGCUCCAGAUGUUGCAGAAGCAGCUGGGAACCAAUCAGAGGUAUUCCACUCCUCAGUCCAGAUCUCUUCAUGGCUUCCCAUUGGCCCAGCAGCAUCCUGCAGAGCCCUCCAACCCCCUGCCGCUCUCUUACCAAGAACUGCAGCCUUCUCCGUUCAGCAGCAGUAGCCUGGGCGCCAGCAUGGCCAUGAAUGCUGGGGCCAGUCUGCUAGAGAGAAGUGCAUUGUGGGAAAUGUCCUAUGGAAGCAGGCCCGCCAGGGUUGGAGCGGACCUGUCGUCUGGGUCCUCGGGUUACCAGUCAGGCAACAGCCACACAGGUUCAGACCUGAUGAAGGAACAUCUGAGGGAAAUCAGGAGUCUGAGACAGAGACUGGAGGACUCCAUCCAGACCAACGACCGACUACGGCAGCAGCUGGAGGAAAAACUGGCACAGACCGCCAUGGAGAAAGGAGCUCCUACCAACAUCUACAUCCAGGGUCUGGACUCAGUCAGCCAACUUUCCAGCGAGAUCAGACUCCUGAAGGAGGAGAACGCCAGUCUGCAGACUCAACUCAAGCUCAUCAACAGAGAUGGCAGCAGAGAGGCGGAGCACCUGAAAGAGGUGCUUCAUCUGGAGCGCUCCAGGCUAAAAGAGGCGGAGCUAGAAACACAGAGGUGGGUGGAGCUAAGCAAGAGGCUGCAGGCAGAAGAUCAAGUCCGCUGCCAAGAAAUGGAGCAGCUGAAAGAGGGAAGACAGAGGAGCCAAGAAACCAUCAACAGGCUGCAGCAUGAGGCCAGGGUCCUACAGCAGCAGCUGGACCAGAGCCGCAGUUUGAUCCAGGCUUUGCAGAAGGAGCUGCAGGAGGCAAAGUGCACUAGAAACACACACCCAGAUCAGGUGGCUCAGGAUGCUCAGCCAGGACAUCAGGCUGUGAACUUUGACCCCAAAGAGCUUCACAUCCAGCUGGAGCAGCAGCUGAUUGGUCAGACUGACCGUCCUGCAGCCAGGAGGCGACUCUUCAGCGAUAAAGUUCUCUCUCCGCCUGUUAGAGACACUGGACUCAUUGAUCCCUCAUCUCCUCUACGAUCCAUACAGAGAGAAGGAGAAACAGCUGCCUCCAGCCUGCAGAGCGAAGCUCCUGAUGGUUCCCUCUCUAGCCGCCCCACCGUCAGCCAUGUCCAAGACUUUGCGGCCCUGCAGCAGCAGCUGGUUGAAGGGGCGUCCUUGGUUAUUCGGAUGGAGGCUGCCCUCUGCUCCCUGAACGCCUCACAGAGGCUUCAUAAGCCUUUAGAUCCAGGAUGUGUCAGAAAUCUGCUGUCAGACACAAAAACCCUGAAACAGAUCCUGCAGGAGGCUGAGUCUGUGCUGCAGGCGUCCCGGAGAGCCGAUCAGUCUGACUCCACGCAGGAUGAGUCCCUAAAGGACGAGGUCGCCUCUCUCCGUCUGAAGCUCUCAGAGCAGGAGAAGGCUCUAAAGGACGCCAUGGAGAGACUGAAGAGUUCCAACCUCACCAAGGAUAGCAUGGAGCAUUUUAUUGUCAGCCAGCUAUCAAGAACAAGGGAUGUCCUGAAGAAAGCAAAGGGAAACCUACAGGAGAACAAACUCAGGAUCUCCUCCCUUCUCCGAGCUUCUGUCCCUGUUCCUCCCCCCCCCCUUCACCUCUUUCCUACCCCCCACCUGUUAGAGGUGAAAACCCAGGAGGCUUCAGCGAGCUUACCUCCUCUGCUGAUUGGCGUGUCCUGACAUCCUCAUCCUCUGCUGCCUGGAGACAGACCACGCCCCAGCACCCCCAGCAGGCAGUCUACCUAUAGCUGAGCAGCCUGACUCCAUGGCUCCAGCUGAAGAUGCUACAAAUGUAGCUUCUUUGAACACAAGCUUCACCAGAGUGCUACUAGAUUUUACCUCAGCGAUGACGGUUUAUGGAUGUAAAUUAUUGUUACCGUUAAGAAUUCCUCCUUGCUUAUAUGUAACCAGAUGUGAGCUUUAAUUUAAGAAAAUGUAAGACCUGAAGCAAAGCUGGACCCUCAGAACACUCGGAUCUGUGAUCCAGAAACUGAUCCAGGAUUACGAGGCUGUUUGCUGAACCGACCAAAAGCUGCAGCUCCAAAGGUCCUCGUUAGCAGGUUUCCUGGAGGGAAAACCGCCAUUAAUUACAAACAAGAAAGAAGACAAGCUGAGAAGUGCUUCCUGGCUGCCUCUGUUUUUAGUUUUGGUGAAGAAUGUGUUUUUAUUGGCAGCAGUUUGUGGAAACAAAGCCAUACUCUGUGUUAGACUCAGAACACCAGUACCUGUUAGAUCAUUCAUUGUUAAAAUGUCCAGUAAGGACAUUUAGCUGCUCCCUCUCAUUUUUUUCCUUCUUUGCUUGAAGAGAUUUUUUUUUUAUAUUACAACAUAGAAUUUUUAUUUCUAGAUAUUUAUAUGUAUAAAUCUGACAAUUUUCUCUACUGAAACACUAGAAUCCAUUGUUGGAUAAAAAGCUGAUCUGUAGCAUGUUUUGCUCCUUCACACUGGAUGAACCUGGACAGUCUUCAUACAGCCUUGGUGAAGUUUUUCCAAGGUCUUAGUCAAAUUUUUGUUCUGGGUCUUUGUCACAUUUUUGAGGGUUCUGUUGACGUCUUUUCAAAGUUUAUGUGAGUUCUUUGCAGGG